Molecule: messenger RNA, 769 nt
Organism: Olea europaea var. sylvestris
Lineage: Eukaryota; Viridiplantae; Streptophyta; Magnoliopsida; Lamiales; Oleaceae
Exons: 2
Coding region: 194-703 (169 amino acids)
Source: RefSeq, a predicted model, not a curated record
ACGUGCAAAUAUUAUUGCCCUCGCCGUCUCUCUUACAUGCCCACAGAUGCAUCCCCUUUCCCCUUAGAUCGAUUUCCGAUCUUCGAAGAAUUCAUCAAUUCAACUAAAUCUAAUUGAAUUUUUUCAUUGAUUUGUUUAUUUUUUAAAUUUAUUUUCCUCUGUAUUGCGAAGAAAUUUUCUGUAAUUAAUCAAAAUGAAGGAUGAUGAUGCGCUACCCAUAUCAACGCCCACUUCAUCAUCAGUUGUACCGUCAUCUUCAGUUAUUUCGAAGAAGGAUUACUCUGAUUCAUCGAGCCUUUUUGGCCGAGGCCGGUACAAGUUUUGGGCAUUGGCUGCCAUUUUGCUGCUGGCAUUCUGGUCAAUGCUCACCGGAACCGUCACCCUCCGGUGGUCCGCUGGUAACCUCAACCGCCUGUCCGACGGCCUUGAGCCCCCAGCCAGAGACGACCUUGAUGUCCUCGAUAUGGAGGAGAGAGAGAAAUUGGUGAAGCACAUGUGGGAUGUGUACACAAAUAGCAGGCGAAUCAGGUUGCCAAGUUUCUGGCAGGAGGCAUUUGUGGCGGCCUAUGAGGACUUGACCAGCGAGGUUCCUGAAGUUCGGGAGGCUGCCAUUUCGGAGAUUGCCGGAAUGUCCACUCGCUACCUCGGUGUUGAGCCACCUCCACUCCGAUCUUCGUCAUCAUUGGUAGGUUCUUUUACUUAAAUUAUAUAAAUUUCUCGUUUAAUGAGAUCUAAUUGAUGUAAAUUGAGAAUCUUCUUCCCUCGUACA